CUCUCUUUCUCUCUCUAGUUUUUUUCCCUCUCUCUCUCUAGAACUUUUUUGUCUGUUUAUUUAGUUUCUCGUCUGAAAAAAAUGGAGUUUAGGGUUAGGUUAAUUUUAGUUGUAACACAUUUGAAUGUUCUAAGAAGAGGUGUUGUCAAAUGUUAUCUGUUUCUAUUUUAAGACUUGUUCAGCAAGAAACAAAAAAUAAACUAACAGUUUCAGCUUUUCAAGGGGACAAAUUAAGAGCAAAAAUUAAAAUCAUCAUCGUCAACAACGUUAAUUUUUUUCUAAAAACAGAGCAAAAAACCAUGUUGCAGAACGUCGUCCAUCCAUCGUCCGAUCAGCUCUCCAUUGAUGAUGUCUCAAGCCCACUUAGUGCUCAAAUCUUGGAGUUUUGUGAUCCUGAUUUCUUGGAAACCCUACAAACUUCCGAGGUUACUUCAAGCUCAAACUACUGCUACGAUGAAAAUUCUCCGUAUGCAACCAAUCUCUUACUGCCACCUGACACAGACAACAAAAUCAAGAACAGCAGAGAUAAUAAUAGCUGCAAUACUACAACAAGCACCACCACUCCAACCACCACCAGCUCCGCCACCACGGCGGCUGCAAAUCCUAACAACAACAUGAGUACUUUAUCGAUGAUUUUCGACCCCCACGACGAACUGGACAACGAAAUUUCAGCUUCCAUUGAUUUCUCAAUGCCUCAGUUCAUCACCACUACGAAUCAACUACAAGACAAUCAUCAUCAGUUCGAUUUCUCCUCCGUUCAGCCUCAUCAUCAGCUCUCCGUUUCGCUAACGGACUUAGUUUCUGCAGAUGGAUUGACGUUGACUCAGUACCCUUCUGAUAACUCUGGUGCUCCGAUCAUGAUCGGGCCUCCAUUGCCGUCGGUUUUUGAAGAAGAUUGCUUGUCUUCAGUUCCGUCUUAUGUUGCUUUAAAUCCGUCUUCUCCGUCUUGUUCAUUUCUUGGCCCUGCUGGUCUUAGUUCUUAUAUGUCUAACUCUGGAUUAUCUGCUGAUAGCUCUGCAAUUUUUGGUAGUGGUGUUCUUCUUGGCUCUGAUUUGCAACCGCCGGAGUUGGAAUAUCAAGGUGAUAAUGCUGGAAUUUUCUGUCCGGAUUCGAUGGCUCGUGUUUUUAACACCGGAGACCUCCAGUCACUGAGCAAUGAAACUCAACAAUUUGUGAGUGGAACUGGAAAUUCUACAACUUUAACAUCAGAAAUGUCAAGCUUAGAAGAUUCUGCUUUCAAAGUUGGCAAACUCUCUGUUGAGCAAAGGAAGGAGAAGAUUCAUAGGUACAUGAAGAAAAGAAAUGAAAGGAAUUUCAGCAAGAAAAUCAAGUAUGCAUGUCGGAAAACACUCGCGGAUAGCCGUCCUCGAGUGAGAGGACGAUUCGCAAAGAAUGACGAUUUCGGAGAGACUAAUAGGGCAGCGUGCAGCAACCAUGAAGAAGAAGACGACGACGGAAUAAUAGUGAAAGAAGAAGAAGAAAUGGUUGAUUCAUCGGAUAUAUUUGCUCAUAUAAGUGGUGUAAACUCCUUCAAAUGCAACUAUUCAAUCCAGUCAUGGAUUUAAUUAGAGACAUUUCUACAAUUUUGCAAAAUGACCCUAUUUUACCCAGGAUUUUUAUGUUCUAUCUACCCUGGAUAAUUAAUUAAGAAACUAGAAUAAUUUGGGCCAUUUAAUUAUAUGUAAUAUCAUUAUAUUAUUGUAUAAUGCAGUCAGGGUAUAUACAAUUUAG
This is a messenger RNA of Mercurialis annua (annual mercury), 1731 nucleotides long. RefSeq names its product two-component response regulator-like APRR7. The record is from RefSeq and is a predicted model, not a curated record. Gene Ontology annotation, cellular component: nucleus. NCBI's taxonomy places the organism in Eukaryota, Viridiplantae, Streptophyta, Magnoliopsida, Malpighiales, Euphorbiaceae. The transcript is spliced from 5 exons. Gene Ontology annotation, biological process: regulation of flower development. Bases 150 to 1565 code for a protein of 471 amino acids. Gene Ontology annotation, molecular function: protein binding.